Messenger RNA from Gopherus evgoodei (Goodes thornscrub tortoise), 2573 nucleotides. RefSeq names its product FKBP prolyl isomerase 10 (gene FKBP10). Lineage: Eukaryota; Metazoa; Chordata; Testudines; Testudinidae. Gene Ontology annotation, molecular function: peptidyl-prolyl cis-trans isomerase activity; calcium ion binding. Bases 251 to 1945 code for a protein of 564 amino acids. The record is from RefSeq and is a predicted model, not a curated record. The transcript has 10 exons.
AAAAUCGCCCCGCGUGGAACCCCCCCCCCGCGUUCCCGGAGCCCCCCGCGGGCGGGGGAAAUUCCCGGGUGGGAGCUGGAGCCUCCCGCGCACCCCCGCGGGCAGCUCCGUGAGCGCCGCGCCUCCCACGCCCGCUUUCCACGUUGACAAAAUUCCUGGCGAGGGGCCGGGCCGGGCCGGGAGGCAGGACGCGAAGCUCCAGGCUCGGAGCAGCCCAGCCCCUGCCCGCUCUGCCCGCGCCCGGAGCACCAUGGCCUGGGGCAGCCUCCUCCUCCUCCUCGGCCUGCUGGCGGCCCCCGGCCGGGGGGACCCGGGGCCCCUGGAAGACGUGGUGAUCGACAGAUACUUCAUCCCCAAGGUCUGCCUGCGGGAGGCCCAGAUGGGGGAUUUCAUCCGCUACCACUACAACGGGACCUUCAAGGACGGCCAAAAGUUCGACUCCAGCUACGACAGAGGCGCCACGGUGGCGGGCGUGGUGGGAGUCGGCCGGCUGAUCACCGGCAUGGACCGAGGUCUGCAGGGCAUGUGCGUCAACGAGCGGCGCCACCUGAUUGUCCCUCCCCACCUGGGCUACGGCAGCAUCGGCGUCGCUGGCAUGAUCCCCCCCGACGCCACCUUGUAUUUUGACGUCAUCAUGCUGGACAUCUGGAACAAAGAGGACAAGCUGCAGAUCACCACGUUGCACAAGCCGGAGCGCUGCAACCGCACUGUGGAGAACUCGGACUUCGUCCGGUACCACUACAACGGCACGCUGCUGGAUGGCACCCACUUCGACUCCAGCUACAGCAAGGACAGCACAUACGACACCUACGUGGGCACAGGCUGGCUGAUCAAAGGCAUGGACGAGGGCCUGCUGGGGAUGUGCGCUGGGGAGAAGAGGAGGAUCAUCAUCCCUCCCUUCCUGGCCUACGGGGAGAAGGGCUAUGGCACGGUGAUCCCGCCCCAGGCCUCCCUGGUGUUCGACGUGCUGCUGGUGGACCUGCACAACCCCAAAGACGGCAUCUCCCUGGAGCACCUGGAGGUGCCGGCGUCCUGCAAGCGCAAGGCCGUGACCGGCGACUUUGUCCGCUAUCACUACAAUGGGACCCUGAUGGACGGGAUGCUCUUUGACUCGAGUUACUCCCGCAAUCACACCUACGACACCUACAUCGGGAAGGGCUACGUCAUCCCCGGCAUGGACCAGGGCCUGCAGGGCGUCUGUGUCGGAGAAAAGCGAAGGAUCAUCGUCCCGCCGCACUUGGGCUACGGGGAGAACGGAGCCGGGAACAAGAUCCCCGGCUCAGCCGUGCUCAUCUUUGACAUCCACGUCAUCGACUUCCACAACCCCCUGGACUCGGUGGAGAUCGAGACCCUCUCUCGGCCCGAGGGCUGUAAUGUUACCACCCAGGAGCGCGACUUUGUCCGCUACCACUACAACUGCUCGCUGCUGGAUGGCACCAAGCUCUUCUCCUCCCACGACUACAACCACCCGCAGGAGGCGACACUGGGGACCAGCAAGGUGAUCGACGGCCUGAACACUGGCCUGCUGAACAUGUGCGUGGGGGAGAAACGGGUUAUCAUCAUCCCCCCGCACCUGGGGCACGGAGAGAACGGAGCCCGGGGCGUGCCAGGCAGUGCUGUGCUCCGGUUCGAGGUGGAGCUGCUCUCCAGGGAGGAAGGAGUCCCUGAAGGCUACCUGUUUAUCUGGCACGGGGACCCACCCGCAAACCUGUAUGAGGACAUGGACCUGAACAAGGAUGGCGAGAUCCCCCCCGAAGAGUUCUCAACUUUCAUCAAGGCCCAGCUCACCGAGGGGAAGGGGCGGCUCAUGCCCAGCUCGGACCCGGAGACCGUCAUCGCUGACAUGUUUCAGAACCAGGACCGGAACCAGGAUGGGAAAAUCACCGCGGAGGAGCUGAAGCUGAAAUCAGACGAAGAUCAGGAGAGAAUCCACGAGGAGCUCUGAGGAGCUCCUGCCUUCCAGAGACAACUUUUCCCCAUGUCCUUUCCUACCUUGGAGCGGGCUGCUCCCCCACCACUGCAGGGACCGUGGCCUAGAGAAGCCAGUUCAGAAAACUUUAGAGCCAGCCCCUUUGUAGAGCGAGGUUGUUCGGUUUUGUUUUUUUACUAUUUAACAGUGUUUUAUUGGAAGCGUUUCUAACAAGCCAGCCGGGGAAAAACUCCACAGAACAAACCCAGGCCCGAGGGUCCCAAGUUCUUGGCUUUAAAGGCAGAGCCUAGAACGGGGUGGGCAAACUACAGCCCGGGGGCUGCAUCCAGCCCUUCAGACGUCUUAAUCCGGCCCUUGUGCUCCCGCUCCGGUGCUCCAGCCCAGGAGUGGGGUUGGGGGUGUGUCCCGCUCCGCACGGCUCUCGGAAGCAGCAGCACGUCCCCUCUCCGGCUUCCAUGUGUAGGGGCAGCCAGGAGCCUCUGGCUCCAUGCCCUGCCCCUGCAGCUCCGACUGGCCGGGAACCGCAGCCUGCAGACGGGGCAGCGCACAGACCCACCUGUCCACAUCUCCGCAUAGGAGCCAGAGGGGGCCAUGCUGCUGCUUCCAGGAGCUGCUUGAGGUAAGCGCUGCUUAGAGCCUGCAC